AUGUAUAAUAGACAAAAUGAACGAAUUUAUGCUGGUGCACGUGAUGAAGCCGACGAAAAAGGUGGUAUACAUUGUAAAACAAAGUUUUCGACUGGUGUCAUGGUUUGGUUAGGAGUUUGUGAUCAAGGAGUCACAGUGACCGAUAUAUUACCUACGGUAUUAAAAGAUGGUAAAAAAAUGUUAGGCAAUGAAUUCAUCUUUCAACAAGACGGUGCAAAAUCUCAUAUUGCCAAAAACACACAAUUAUGGUGUAAGAAACGAUGGCCAUCAAAUAGUCCAGAUCUUAACCCUAUGGACUAUUGUGUAUGGAAUGAACUUUGUCAACAAAUAAACUGGAAUCGUAUUAUUGAUAAACAAACAUUAAUUCAUGAUAUUAAACAAGAUGUAGAAAAGAUUCCAAUAGAAGUUGUACAUCAGAAUGUGGCUAAUUGGAUAAACCGAAUUUAUCAGAUGUUACAAAUUGAAGGAGAUUAUUUCUUUUGA
Messenger RNA from Rotaria sordida, 483 nucleotides. NCBI's taxonomy places the organism in Eukaryota, Metazoa, Rotifera, Eurotatoria, Philodinida, Philodinidae. The record is from the annotation of a GenBank genome assembly.